Molecule: messenger RNA, 600 nt
Organism: Hymenoscyphus albidus
Lineage: Eukaryota; Fungi; Ascomycota; Leotiomycetes; Helotiales; Helotiaceae
Source: the annotation of a GenBank genome assembly
AUGAAUGUCUACACUCUCAAGGAACUCGAAAAGUGUCUCCAUUCGGUCGCCGCCAUCAAUCAGAUGCAGGUCAAGGAGUACCUCCAAGCCCUUCAAGAUGAAAACCUCAUACGCGUCGAGAAGAUUGGAAGCGGCAAUUGGUACUGGUGCUUCACGUCCGACGCGAAGAAGGCCAAGGAAAGCAAGAUUGAAAGUCUCAAAGCGGAGGAGAGCAAGCUCUUGAACUCCAUCGCUGAUACCGAAAAGCAAAUCGAGGAUGAAACUGCUAAGCGUAACAUUGACGAAAUGCUCGACGACAACGGCUUGGACCGUAAAGCCCUACUGGAGGCUCACCAGGGUCUCGUGAAGGAGAUGGAGGCUCUUGAUAAGGAACUGUCAUGCUACAGUGACCACGACCCCGCUGACAUUCUACGCAAGGCUGAGGAAAUCAAGAAGUUUCGAAGUGCUGCCAUCAGAUGCACAGACAACAUCGAGACUCUGGAAUCAUUUAUCGGCCAAAUGCUUAAUGAUCGCAGUCAAGUUGCGAACCUCAUGGCGGCAUCGUGUGGUGAUGAAUACGUUGCUGGCGAGGGCCUGAAGGAUCUCUGCUUCCACGCAUAA